AUGUUUUCCAAAACAAACGUUUCUGAAUGUGAGAGAUAUAAUCCCGAUAACGUUUUUAAAAGAUUUAAAACCAUCGAAUUUCCAACAUCUUUCGUGGGAUUAUCGACAACAAAAGUUUUAGAUGUUGAAGUGGAUUUAAAUGUUUCAGCAUACCUAAAGACCAUGUUUGAUAAUAAGCUCAUGAAAUUUACUGAUGCUUGGGAAGUAUCUGCAUCUCAUAGAGCCUUUAAUAUACGUUCUAUAGACAAUCACACUAUAGCAAUAACUUUCAACCCCAAAAAUGGAAAGCGAUGCUGUAAUAAUGAAUUGCACUCGGAAGUGGGACGUUACUACAUUUGUGGAGAAUUUGAAUAUUGUACUCUCUCACAUUCUCCAGAUGUUGUAAAUUUCGGAAAUAUUUUCGUCAAUCAGAAAGUUACUAGACAUUUCCGUAUACGGAAUGAAUCUCGAGCAACAACAUCUAAAAUGAAAUAUGUCAGAAUAACUGGUUUUGAAGUUACCCCACAGAAAUUUACGAUCCCCCCCAAUUCAUCUAGGCAUUUAACAAUAGCGUUAAAACCAACAUGCUUGUUAUUGAAGAAAAAAAUAACCUUUGAAGUUCGGAACUGCCAUGAUAUCACUGAUGAAAUGGAGGAAGAGGAUGAAAAUUUCUUAACCUAUAUUAUAACAAUUGAAGCAAAAGUUUCUUAUAAUAAAAAUCCAAAAGAAGUAUUGGUAGAAUCAUUACACAAGUUAAAAGAAAAUCUUACCAAGUAUACAUAUUUGAAUGAAGAACUCAAAACACAUAAUAAAAGGAAAGAUAUCGCUCAAACAUAUCUUGCAAUAUCUAAAAAAUCGCAUUUCAAAAAAACAAUUACAGAGAAAUUUAGUACUGGAAAAGACAAAUGCGUGUAUAGCAGUACUACAGAAAUAAGGAAAUCAGGAUCUCAGUUCUGUAAAAAUAUUCCGGUAAAAAUUACUACGUAUCAACUGUUUGAUAUCUUAUUUACUCCUUUUGACCUCGAAUUUGGACGAAUUGGGUUAUCUACCUAUGGUGAAAAAGAUCUCACUAUCAAAAACAAUAGCAAAUACGAUAUUACUAUAAAGUUACUUAAAGAUGAUUGUGUACUUUAUACAGAAAAUAAGCUUAUAAACUUAUCCUUAAAAUUAAAAUCAAAAGCUGAAAUCAAAGUAGCAAUAUUUUGCUUGGGCAUAUUUGAAGGAAACUAUGCAGGUACUUUUGAAUAUGUAAUUGAUAAUAAAUACUACCGUAAACAUCCGUACCACCUUCAAGUAGGAAAUCCUACAUUAAUGGUAUUGGAUAAAUGUUUGAAAUUUGGAAUGGUGACUUCUGAAUAUUUUGUCACAUCUGUACCAGUCAAAAUAAUUAAUAAUUUCAACGUUGAUACUGUAUUUCGUUGGGAUGAAUUACAUCUCGAUGCACCUUUUGAAAUAAUUCCUAUGAACGGAAUCAUUCCAAAACAGUCUUGCAGGAUAUGUGACAUACUGUAUGUUAGUAAACCCACAAAAUCAAAAACUCAUGAGGUUGACUUAAUGACCGGAAGUAAAUUGGCAAAAACUAUCCCUCUUGAACUAAACGUGGUUACUCGGAAACUUUCAAUAAAAUUUUUGCAAACAGCUGUGACUUUCAAAGAUAUAGCUUUGAACAUAGAAACGAUGGAAAGAGUGAAAUUAGAAAAUUCUUCUCGAGAAAUUGCUUUUUUUUACAUUGUGGAACCCUUGAUACCAGGUUUUCGGAUUCAACCUAUGUCGGGAACAAUACGACCAAAAAUGGUUAUAACCUUUGAAAUUAUUGUGAAAAUAUCUUGCAUCUUAGAGUUCGCAUUUGAUGUGUAUGUUAAAAUUAAUAACAAAGAAAAUGUUAUUUUACCGGUUAAUGGAUUACUCGGUCCACCGGACUCUAAUUCUUUGUCAACGGAUAUUCGCAAUUACAUUGGAGAAUACGAACGAUCUUAUGACAAUAACCCUAAAGUUAAAUUAAAGACUGUGAGUAAAGACAUAGCAUACUGCCGUAUAACGGGUGUUAUUACAGUGCCAUGGAUAAAAUUUUCAGAAGAACAUUUUGAAAUUGAUCUGAAAACAAGUGCCAGUAGUAAUAUUAACUUUUCUAUGAAAAAUGUGUCUAAAUAUAGCAUAUAUGUAACAAUUUUAACCUCAAAAUUGGGUCCAAAUUUUUCAUUAGAUUUACAAACAGAAGAGAAUCAUUCAAUAAUAAAUGAAUCUAAUAUAAAAUUCGAGUUAGAUCAGCAAAAGGAAGCAUUAUUCACAUUAAAAUUUCAUCCUAAAGGUCAUGGAAAAUUUGUAACUACAGCAUUACUAUAUCUGGACAAACACAUGACAAUACCCUACCAUAAUCUUACCUUCAUUGGAAAACGGCAAACUCCGACUUUAACCCCUAGCACAUAUAGAAUUGUUUUUCCUCCAUGUUAUGUAAAUGAUGAAAUAUCUCGUACUAUCACAUUAAUAUUCGAAGAUAAUUCUGAUGAUGAAAGUUUUUCUUGUAUGUCGAAAGAAGAACCAAAUUUAGUAGUGGAAUUUCUCAAUUUUGAAAAUAUAGAAAAAGAGACAAAGAUACAAACAAUAGUCACAGUACAAAUAAAAGUUUGUUGCAAAACUACAUAUGCACGAAAAUUGGUUCUUUCCUUUAAUCACACUUGUGGAUCGGGGUGUGAUAUAGAAGUUUCUUUCUGUUUCACUUAUUGUCAGUUGACCCUACAUACACUUUCUAUAGUUAAGCCACAAGAUAAUCCAUAUCCAUAUUUUCCUCUUAAUUCACAAACUAAGUUGUAUGAUUACUUAGAUGCAAGUUCAAAAUUCCUAGAAAAAUGGAUGUUUCAACAAGGGUUCCGUAGAGAUCUAUAUCCAAUAAUACCUGACACAUUUCAUGCAAUUUCUGCAGCUAUUUCCUCGUCAUCGGCUGCCACAAAGAGUAAAGGAAUAAAUGUGUCCUAUUUAAAUUUUGUAAAAAGAAUUGCCGGUCCUCUUAUGAAACAUAUACGCAAAAUUGUGUAA
Molecule: messenger RNA, 3012 nt
Organism: Diatraea saccharalis (sugarcane borer)
Lineage: Eukaryota; Metazoa; Arthropoda; Insecta; Lepidoptera; Crambidae
Source: the annotation of a GenBank genome assembly